Schistocerca serialis cubense is the source of this 3286-nucleotide messenger RNA. RefSeq names its product protein DENND6B. Gene Ontology annotation, cellular component: recycling endosome. The coding region runs from base 184 to 1935 and encodes 583 amino acids. The record is from RefSeq and is a predicted model, not a curated record. Lineage: Eukaryota; Metazoa; Arthropoda; Insecta; Orthoptera; Acrididae. Gene Ontology annotation, molecular function: guanyl-nucleotide exchange factor activity. The transcript has 8 exons.
UGUUGACCGCGUAAGAUGCUCGUAUAACAGUAGUAGGCGUAUUUCACGCAGCAUACUUAUAACGACAAGCGAUAUGCUGGUGUUGCCGUGGUAGUGGUGAGUGAAGUAUGUGACAGUGUGUGUGAGUGCGAUCUAGAUCGGGAACGAUGAGUGGAUGAAAAGUGUUUUAUAAAAAAGUGCAGCAUGGCUGAAGAAAAUUUUAUAAAAGAUAAUGACGUUCCACAACUAGAGGAAUAUGACACUGGACGCACAACUCCAGCUGCAGCUGUGUUGCCCUGGGACAGAUUCUCGCGAUGGAUUCAUUGUAUAUGUGUUGUUACAUUCGAUUUGGAACUGGGACAAGCAUUAGAGAUAAUUUACCCAGGCCACAUAAAUCUCUCGGAGCAAGAAAAAUCUAAUAUUUGCUAUUUAGCAUUUCCUGACUCAAAUUCAGGAUGUAUGGGUGAUACUCAGUUCCACGUUCGUAUACGAAGAUCUGCUGGCAAUGCUGAAUUGAUGCCAGAGCAUCAGUACUACAAUCAAAAAUGCCCUGUAUAUUUACAAAUCGAUCCUGGAUAUUAUUACGGUUAUGUUUACUUCCGGCAAGUGAAAGAUAAAACUCUUCCGCGUGGUUAUUUCCAAAAGAGUUUGGUUAUUGUGUCCCGUUUGUCAUUCUUGAGCCUCUUCACUGAAGUGUGUUCUUUGAUCGCCCCUGAAUAUUUUGAAAAUGGAGAGCCAAGUAUAGAAGCUGCGUGCCAUGAUAUAGACCAGUGGCCAAGUCCUGUCCCUGGAGAAAACGUUAAUCUACCACUGUUUGGAACAGUGCUUCAGGCUUAUAUUCCUGUUCAAAGCAAAAAGCCAUGCAGUGUAGUUCCAUCAGGCUCACCUCCAAGAAUGAAUUCAUUAGUGCAGCCACCACCGACUGUCCUCCGCUCUAUUCAUGAAGUAAACUUAUUCCGAUGUUUUUCACCUGUUGUCUCACAUGUACUCCUCUUAUGGGAAUUAGUACUUACUGGUGAGCCAAUCGUGGUAAUGGCUUCAUCUCCCUCUACGUGUUCAGAAAUGGUGCAAGCUCUUGUAAGCAUGAUUGCACCACUGACAUAUUGUGGUGAUUAUCGACCAUACUUCACUAUCCAUGACAGUGAGUUCAAAGAAUAUACUACUAAAGCUCAUGCUCCUCCAUAUGUCAUUCUUGGUGUGACAAAUCCGUUCUUUGCAAAAACACUGCAGCACUGGCCACACAUAAUUAGAAUAUGUGAGCCAUCCAAUACAGAGACUGUGCAGAAACACAAGUUGAAGAAAGGUGGCAAUAUAAAGAUGCUGGAUUCAAAGCCUGGUGUUUAUACCCACUAUCGACCAUUUCUCCACAAAGAUAAGUUGAUUCUGAAGAAACUUAUGAAAGGUAUUCAGACAAAACGACCAGGGGAGGUACAAACAGCUUUGCUUAAAAGGCAUCUUCUUGAAGUUACACAAAGUUUCAUGAUCCCUUUAGAGAGAUAUAUGGCCAGCCUCAUGCCACUUCAGAAAAAUAUAUCCCCUUUCAAGGCUGCACCCACACCAAGACCUUUCAACCAGGAAGAGUUUCUGGCAACCCUUGGGACUUCAGGACCUCAACUUACCUCCAUCAUCAAAGGAGACUGGGUAGGCCUGUAUCGCCGGUUCUUCCGCUCACCAAAUUUCAAUGGCUGGUAUAAUAUGCGACAUCGAGAAGUGAGUCAGAAACUACAAGCGCUGCAACUUCAAGCAUUAUCACGUGCUGAUCUGAAGAUGUGGGUGAAAGGCAGACAAGAAGUGGAAAUUGUUGAUAUGAUCUUGAGGAUUCGCCAGAAGCUAGAACAGUGUAAAGCGAAUGAUCUUCCCCUAAGUGAUGAUGUACAAGAACAGCUGCGGUACAGAAUGUCUGAGAUCAUGUGUACACUACCUGAGGAUCUGAAGGCUGUGUUGAAAGUGAGCUGAUGGUGUCUUGAUCUGUUUCAGUACAAAGUUUGUAAUCUUCCAAAACUUCUGCUGUGCCUCACUGACUAGAGAAGCACGUUAAAUGUGACUCAUUGGAGGAAUGCAAUCUCUCUUGGUAAACUGAUAAUAAUGGUGCCUUGAAAAUCUCUCCAGUGUCUAUGAGUCCAUAAGAGGCUUGAAGAAAAUAGUUAUUUUAUUUCACAAAUCCUACCAUUUUUGUAGAUUGAAAUAUUGUGUGUGUGAAUGUAAUUGUAUGUUAUGGAUGUUACUCUUUCUGUAUUUCUUCCAAAACUUAAAUAGCUCUGUGUGUGGAACAUGGAGCUAUAGUUUUAGCUGGUCCCUGUGUUUACCAUUUUGACCAACAAGCUUGCCUACAUCAAAUGUGAGAGCAACAGUGAAUGAGAUGUUUAUCUGUCCAACACUCUUUUUAAUGUAGAAGUAAGUUAAAAAAGGUAAUUUUUUUUACGUGUUGACUGUCCUAACAGUAGCAUCAAAUGAAACAUUUUAUGUGCAUGGUGUAUGAUGCAAGUAACUACCUAGGAGGAAGUGAAAUUUGACAUGUAUCACUGUAUGCAUUUUGCUUCUUCUACUUUUAUUUGUUCAGGACUAGACCAUUGUAAAUGAAACCCAUUAGAUGUUGUUCUGUGUGUAGAAAAUGAGUGUACAAUUAUCAGCCUGCAUUAAUUGUAGUUAUUCACAGUCAAGUUUCACUUCGGUGUUUCUUCCAGUCAGCAUCUGAACAUAUCUCAUGUUGUUAAAUUUAUUAUGCAGUGGUAAAAGAGAAAAAAUGUUUGUGUGUAGUGUAACUGAGACACAGUACUGUACUGUGUGGAAAACUGUUUCAUUAUGUUUUUGGAAUCAAGUAUAUCAGAUCAGUGAGCCAAGAUUUCUAGUUAUCCACUAGAACCCAUAUUAAGCUUGCAAUUGGUUGAAAGUAUGUCCAGUUUUUGAAGUAACUCGAAGUACAGUUAUCACAAAAUCAUCUGAAAUAGUUGAUUGCUGGAAAGUAUCAUGAAAAACCACAUAACUAAAAAAGAGACUUAGUGCAUUUUGUGUGUGUUAAUGUCAGUGUUACGUUAUGCCAGUGUAUUUAUAGAUGUGAAUGAACAAGGCCUAACAGGGAACUCAUUGGAAAGGCUAGUGAAAAACAGGAUGAUGAAUUUUGGUGAUUGAAUAUAUUUUUGAUCAAUCGUAUAAGUCAGAUAAGUGUACCUAUGGCCUGAGUGACUGCCUAACUUUUAAAAAGCUGAAAUGUUCAGUGAAUGUUUGCUUCAACUAAUCACACUAUAGAGUGGUGUUUGUGUCCAAGGCUUUGGCCAACUGUGUGUCUCAGAAUAUAGUUCAAUACGUU